Messenger RNA from Clarias gariepinus (North African catfish), 1771 nucleotides. Its product is annotated as isoaspartyl peptidase/L-asparaginase. The coding region runs from base 142 to 1074 and encodes 310 amino acids. NCBI's taxonomy places the organism in Eukaryota, Metazoa, Chordata, Actinopteri, Siluriformes, Clariidae. The record is from RefSeq and is a predicted model, not a curated record. The transcript is spliced from 7 exons. Gene Ontology annotation, molecular function: asparaginase activity.
GUACAGCUUUAAACUUACAGUAAGAUUAUAGGUAAGGUAAUUUUACCGCGUGUGCUUAAAACUAUUUAAGAGCUACAUUUGAUUUACUGUUGGACUCGUUUUGAGUUGCGGGCUGUUUGUUUGUUUAUCUGCGGAAACGUAAUGAUGAAGGCUGUGCUGGUGGUGCAUGGCGGAGCAUGGGCCAUACCCGAUGUGUUGGCUGAGGCAUCAGUGGCUGGGGUGAAAGCUGCUGUUCAAGCAGGGAGUGUUAUUCUGAAAAAGGGGGGAAGUGCACUGGAUGCUGUUGAAGUGGCCGUGAGAGUGAUGGAGGAUGAUCCAGUUUUCGAUGCAGGUCACGGCGCUGUGCUGAAUACCGAUGGAGAAGUGGAGCUGGACGCCUUAAUCAUGGAGGGAAAAAUGCUGCAUGCCGGUGCUGUUUCUUCAGUUCGAAACAUUGCUAACCCUGUUAGCCUUGCCCGUGCUGUAAUGGAAAAGACCGAGCAUGUCAUGUUGACGGGCCAAGGGGCGAACCUGUUUGCAGAGAGCAUCGGCGUUCCCACAGUGCCAGCACAGGCUUUGGUGACGGAGCAGGAGAGAAAAGAGUGGGAGCACUACAAAAAGUAUGCUGUUGGUGUCAAAGAGCUUUUCAACUCACAGUGUGGCCAUGACACAGUUGGUGCAGUGGCUCUGGAUGCAUUUGGGAAUGUUGCUUGUGCUACUUCAACAGGUGGAAUCAGGAACAAAAUGGUGGGAAGAGUUGGAGAUUCUCCUUUCAUUGGAUCAGGUGGAUAUGCAGACAAUAGGAGUGGUGCUGUGUCCUGCACCGGCCAUGGCGAGUCUAUUCUGAAAGUCACCUUGGCCAGACUAAUCCUCUUUCACAUGGAACAAGGAAAGUCGACGUGUGAAGCAGCUGAUUGCUCUCUGCAGUAUAUGGCAGGGUGUGUUCAGGGGGGUGGAGGAGCUGUAGUCGUAUCUGCCACCGGAGACUGGAGUGCGGCAUUCACCACCGAACGCAUGGCAUGGGCCGCCUUCAAGGACGAAUAUCUCUACUACGGUUUAAACCCCAAGGAAAUGUUUAAGGAAGCAUUGAAUUGAUAAUGUGUAUGUUGCAAUUUAUUUUAACCAGCUCUGUUUUAAUGCAAAUUAAAUAUGAUAUUUUGUUUGUAAAUGUAUUUUAGGAGCGUAAGGCACUUUUUGUCACAGGACAGCAUGUCUCAGCCAGCGAAGCUGUGACAGCCAUAUUUCUGUACACUAUAUCAUCAACAAUGCUGAAGCAGAUUUAUUGUUUCGUGCGUACUCUUUAUUUUAUGAUCUGCUACAUGAACACAUAUGUUCUACCCAUUUAUGAAAGACUGUUUCAGACACAUCACAUCCUUAAUACAAGUUUAAUUAAUGAUUUUCAUAGUGUGCCAUAUAUAUACUGUACACACAUGAACAGUUUGCAGCAGAAUAAGACAACUCAAUUUUUGCUGUUUGUAGUAAAAAAUAUCAAAUUAAGCAAGAUGUAUUGCACACUUAAUUGUAUGAGUUAUAUAAAUGUGAUUAUUGCCUAAUUUUCCAGAAAGCAAUCACUCCACCUCCCACACUUCGGUCACAAUGGAAUAAUCAGUCAACGGCUGUGUUUGUGGUAAUACACUGUAAAUCCGAAUAAUUUGGCAAAACUUUUAAAAUAAUGAUGUUUUCAGUUUUAAGUAAACGGAACUAUGAGUUUUUGAGUUUGUUGUACUCAUUCAUCGUUCUUUACUUGCAUUAUUGAGUAGCCUAACUUAUACUAUUUAAUAGGAAUCAUCUU